UUCAAAGUCCUCCGUUAGAGAAGACUCCUCUCUCUCUCUCUCUCUCUCUCUCUCUCUCUCUUCUUCUCUUUUCUUAGCAACACCAUGAAGAAGCUAUACCGGAGAGGCACGGUUCAUCCAUCACCGCCGGGGACAGCCGAUUGUCUGUCCUUUCUUCCGGCUGCCAUCUUGACUCUUGCAGCUGGUUUAUCCCUGGAGGACAAGGAGGUCUUGGCGUAUCUCAUCUCUUGCUCCAACACUGACUUUCCCAACUUCUCCACUCACCGGAAGAACACACCCAAGAACUCAACUAAAAGCGGUGGCAGCGGUGGAGGAGGAGGAGGAGGAAGCGGGCAUGAUCAUCCUCCUCUGUUUUGCUGUGAUUGUUUUAGGUGUUACACGAGUUACUGGGUCAGGUGGGACUCGUCGCCGAAUCGACAGCUUAUACAUGAAAUAAUAGAUGCUUAUGAAGAUGGGUUGGCCCAAGGGAAAAAUAAAAAGGGCAAGAAAGAAAGACGAAAGAAAAACGGUGGUGAUGGGUCCGGUGAACUGAGGCGGCAAGAGUUGAGCUUGGGAAAGGAGGAAUUUGGUAAGUUAGAAUCGGUGGAAGAUAGCAGCGGCAGCGGUGGUGGUGGUGAUGGUGAGGUUUGUCUUGAUAAUGGUGAAGAAGGAGGAGAUAAGGGUUCGGUGAGGAAAUUUGUGAGCUUUAUCGGAGAGAGGAUCUGGGGUGUUUGGGGACAAUAUUGAAUCCAGAGGAAAAUGAAGGGAAAAAAAAAAGGUAGGGGGGGUUUAGGUUUAAAUCAAGUUUUUCCUCUUUCUAAGAGAGCAAAAAAGUUUUCAUCUUUGAGUUUGUUUUUGGUCAAUUUUCAUCUUUGUAAAUUACCCUUUUCACAAUGUUAAAAUGGGUAGUUUAGUCUUCAAUCAUCAUAAGUUUUGAUGUUCAUCAAAGCUAGCAAGCAAGCAUCUUGAUUAUGAUGAUCGUAUCUUAAUCUUAUGUUUCUUCUUCUAGCUCCAUCUGUCUCCUGUCUGUAUAAAUUCAGGACUUAUAUAUUCUGGGUAGUUCAAUGUAGGAAAAGAAAUUAGAUAUAUUUUUUCUCUUCUUUUGUUUGUUUUCAAAUUUCAUCCAAAAAUAACUGUAGUAUUAAUGAAUAAUGAUUCUCAUU
This is a messenger RNA of Rubroshorea leprosula, 1142 nucleotides long. The record is from the annotation of a GenBank genome assembly. NCBI's taxonomy places the organism in Eukaryota, Viridiplantae, Streptophyta, Magnoliopsida, Malvales, Dipterocarpaceae.